UAUUGGGAAAGCAAAUAUGCACGAGCUAGGCCUUGGGGUCACUGGAAACGAUACAAACUAUGGGACAGUAAGAAAUCCACAUUCAAUCGAUAGAUAUACUGGUGGUUCUUCAUCUGGUCCAGCUGCACUUGUCUCAUCAGGGUUAUGCUCAGGAGCGAUUGGAACAGACGGCGGAGGCUCAGUUCGAAUACCAUCCUCCCUAUGUGGCAUUGUUGGUUUGAAGACAACAUUCGGGCGCACAGAUAUGACUGGGGUCGUUUGUGAUGCUGGGACAGUUGAAGUUGCUUCACCUCUUACAUCAUCAGUGGAGGAUUCUGUGCUAUUGUAUUCUGCACUAGCAGGCUCUAGACCUAUGGACAAACUUACUCUGAGACCUUCCCCGCUGUGUGUUCCUAACUUGGUGUCCUCCGAGAAUAGCAAGAUCCUGCAAUCAGUGAAAGUGGGAAAAUAUACAGAGUGGUUUCAUGAUGUCCCUGAUAAUGAGGUCUCAAAUACAUGUGAAGAUGCACUUAACCUCCUAUGCAGCACCUUUGGAUGUCAGAUAGAAGAGAUAAUCUUACCAGAGCUUGAGGAGAUGCGUACAGCCCAUCUUGUCUCUAUUGGCUCAGAAGCAUUCUCCGACAUGAAUGCUCAUUACCAAGCAGGGAAGCGAACUGAAAUGACCUUAGAUACUCGAGCAAGUUUGGCACUUUUCAAGUCAUUCACUUCAGCAGAUUAUGUUGCUUCUCAAUGUCUGAGGAGAAGGAUAAUGUACUAUCACAUGGAAGCUUUCAAGAAGGUUGACGUCAUAGCAACCCCUACAACCGGCAUGACCGCGCCAAAAAUACCACCAAGUGCUCUGAAAGGAGAGUCUGAUUAUGUUGUAUCAGCCAAGCUGAUGCAAUUCAUUUUUGCCGGGAACCUUCUUGGCUUGCCUGCCAUUAGUGUUCCUGUUGGUCAUGACAAGCAAGGCCUUCCUAUCGGCUUGCAACUGAUAGGCCGUCCGUGGGGCGAGGCUAGCUUAUUGAGGGUGGCUUUGGCAGUAGAGGAGCUCUGCCUGAAGAGAAGAAAUCGGCCAUCGACAUUUUACGACAUCCUGAAGACCUGAAACAUCAUCAGUAUGCAAUAUCAAUAGUAUGUCAGAGGUUUGUCAUUUGUCAGGACUCAGGAUAGACACAGCAAACCCUUCUCCAGUUUAUAAAAAACUGAGAAAAUAAAUUUACCAGAGAUAUUGUAGCAGCAAUAAGUAAGUGAGGUAGUAUAUAAAAAAA
Aegilops tauschii subsp. strangulata is the source of this 1250-nucleotide messenger RNA. RefSeq names its product fatty acid amide hydrolase-like. Gene Ontology annotation, cellular component: membrane. NCBI's taxonomy places the organism in Eukaryota, Viridiplantae, Streptophyta, Magnoliopsida, Poales, Poaceae. Gene Ontology annotation, molecular function: N-(long-chain-acyl)ethanolamine deacylase activity. Gene Ontology annotation, biological process: N-acylethanolamine metabolic process. The record is from RefSeq and is a predicted model, not a curated record.